AUGUCUGCAGAGUCAAGUCUGCCGCAGGCUAGUCCCUCACAAGCUGGGCUAUAUUGUCCGAAUCCUGAGAGAGAUCGGUCGGGGGUCCCGGGAGGGAUGAUAGGAAAGGCUGACACCUAAGGACCCAGAUCUUGGACAAAAGGUUCAAUGGACUCUCCUUGCUAAUGGGUCACCCCCUCAGUUGUGGUGCCUGUCACUGUGCUAGCCAUCCAAAGGUACCUUUUACAGGAUGAGCCAGGCUGCGCAGGGCCCAAGCCUCCACUUUACUGCUUUGAUGUGACAAUCUUGGACAAAGUGUACUGGGAGAAAUGCUACAUGGAUCCGAGUUUAAACUGUCUUAUACACCAUAAUUAUCUUAAUGUUGGCAUAGACGAAAUUUACAGAGUACCUGUCUUUAAAAUGAGGAAAAAGUUAAGCCAGGGAAUCCAAUGCAUACAUGGCAUCCACUGCAGGGAGCUAGAUGCCAAAUCAUUAAAAACUCCCUUCAGAAAUAGAGCACAAGAAGAAAAACCAAAGAACUUAAGGGGCAGAAAGAGUCCUUACUUGGCACUGCGGAAUAACGAAGAUCCGUGUGGAGAUACCUGGUUAACCAACUAGCAACUUGAGGAAGACAAUUUAAGCAAAUUACUCUUUUGCAGUGAGUUGCUCUUGACAGCUAUAAGUGAAGUGAAGAAAAAGACUGAAGACUUGCAGUAUACGGAACAAAAGCACAUUAUAGUUCAGGGAAUAAUUACUGUUAAGGAAUAUAUUCCCCAUAGCUGUGCAACUGAAAGUGCCUCAGCAUCAGAAACACUUCAAGUAUGUAAUCAACCCUCCACAUUUCAAGCAGCUAGAAGAAAAGGUCAUAGAGAAGAGAGAGUUGCAUCAAGACGACAGACCUGCAAGUUCUCACUUUCAUUAAUUUUCCCAAGUAUACAUGAUCUUCCUGUGUCCUUUAGCCCUACUUUUAACCUUUUCCUGUCCUUCUAUUUCUCUGUCUCCCUGCUCCCAACUCCUUCUAAGUCUUCAUCCCAGAGGAGUACUCAAAGCCUUGGACAUAUUGAAUUAACAAUCCUACAUAAUAUGAACUGUGAGAUAGCAAUUGAUGCUGCAUUCCUACCCAUGUAUUGCUCAGAAGAUAUCCAGACAUCUCAAAAUAACAUGUUGUUGAACUGCAUGAAUUAUGGCUAUGUAUAUUCAGUAGCAGUAACUGGCAAUGACCAAUUGCCAGGCCCUAGAGCACUUGCAAAUGAUAUUAUAAAAGCAGUAGCUGAACUGGAUAGAGUAUAUAUUUUUGGUAUCUUCGAUAUCUGUAAUUUGGGUAACAACAAUGUAAAACUAUACUUACAAAAAAUUUAUAGUCCAGAAACAUACUUCUUAAAAUUCAUAAAUUAA
This is a messenger RNA of Fukomys damarensis (Damara mole-rat), 1374 nucleotides long. It is a transcript of the gene Radx, whose product is annotated as RPA1 related single stranded DNA binding protein, X-linked. Gene Ontology annotation, molecular function: single-stranded DNA binding. Lineage: Eukaryota; Metazoa; Chordata; Mammalia; Rodentia; Bathyergidae. The record is from RefSeq and is a predicted model, not a curated record. Gene Ontology annotation, biological process: regulation of DNA repair. Gene Ontology annotation, cellular component: replication fork.